Molecule: messenger RNA, 840 nt
Organism: Humulus lupulus (European hop)
Lineage: Eukaryota; Viridiplantae; Streptophyta; Magnoliopsida; Rosales; Cannabaceae
Exons: 1
Coding region: 1-840 (279 amino acids)
Source: RefSeq, a predicted model, not a curated record
AUGGCUUCAUGGGAAAAAGUUUGUCUGCCUAAGGUGUUUGGGGGGCUCGGCUUCAGAAAUGGUCAGAGGUGGAAUCAUGCUAUUUCGGCAAAGUAUAUCUGGGCGAUAUCAGAAAAGAUGGACUUGCUGUGGGUGAAAUGGAUAAAUUCCAUUUAUUUGAAAGGCUCUGAUUUCUGGACCUAUAAACUGCCUCCGGAUACCAGCUGGUACCGGAGAAAUUUAUGCAAUCUGAGGGACAAAUUCAGUAGGGAAGAUGUUAAGGCUGCUGGUUUAACAGGGAAGUUUUACUCUUCCAUUUUGUAUAACAACUCUCUAUGCCAUCAGCAGGUUGGAUACUACAAAGCUGUUUGGAGUAGAUUAUCUCUGCCUAAGCAUAUAUUUUUGUUAUGGCAGGUAGUCAAUGUCCAGCUACUUACACUUGAUAACUUGCUUCGUUUUAGAGUGCCUUUAGACUCCUUACUGUGCCCAGUUUGUGGUGACUUUGAGGAGAGUCAUUCCCACUUGUUCUUUGAAUGUUCACUGUCUAAACAGGUGUUGGAUCAUGUUUUUGGUUGGUUGGAUUGCAAUAAUUGGCCUUAUGAGUUUGACAAAUGGAGGACAUGGAUUUCAAACAGAAAUAAUGGUUUCAUUUAUCAUUUGGCUAUCAUGAUAUUAGCGGCAACUGUUUAUAGUAUCUGGAGGAAUCGUAACAGCUAUAUUUUUUAUCAUUUCUCUAAGUCUGCUUCGAGCAUAGCUUCGGAAGUUAAGUCUUUAACUCAUCAAAGGCUGAUAAGUAUUCGUAAGCAGAAGCUUUCUGUUCAGGAGCACAUAAUCUUAUCUCGUUUUGUAAUGUUUGCCUGA